AUGACCAAUCUAGAAGAACUCGAUUUACAUCUUGUCGUGUAUUGUGAGAAAAGAUUUAUUGAUGGUUAUGAUUUGAAAAACAAUAUUAUCAAUCAUUUAUUACGAUUAAAUAAAUUUCUAUUUAACAUACGAUCACGUCUGCUUCUAAACGAUCAAGUUUAUUUAUCAUCAAAUGAAGAUUGUCAACUUUCAUUCAAUGGUUUUAAAAAUUUAAAAAUUAUUUCAUGUGUUGAUUAUUUCCCAAAAUGCAAAGAAGAUCAAUGUCAUAUUUAUUCAUAUCCAUAUCAAGCAAAAUAUUAUGAAUCUAUUACAAAUAAUUUCCCAGACGGAUUAUUUAAAUAUGUUCGUGAAGUCUCAUUAUAUGACGAACGUCCUUUUGAACAUGAAUUCGUUGUGAAAAUUGCUAAAUCGUCCAUUUAUGGAAGGAUUAACCGUAAACAAUGA
Rotaria sp. Silwood2 is the source of this 444-nucleotide messenger RNA. NCBI's taxonomy places the organism in Eukaryota, Metazoa, Rotifera, Eurotatoria, Philodinida, Philodinidae. The record is from the annotation of a GenBank genome assembly.